GGGACUGGAACUGAGAGGCGAUUUGGGCAACUUCUUCGGUCGAUACUUGGCUCGUUCAGCGAGUGCCCUGUGUAUCGAUACGUCUGACAUGUUUGGCCUCAACAAUGAGCUGCUGCAAAGCGCCACAGGCUUUGAUCCCGAGGUGCUGAGGCCCGUGCGCUUCAGCAACGGUGAAUGCCGUCACCUCCUCGGCAUGCUGCAGGGUCAGGCCAGUGCCACAGUGCAGGACGCGGCAGCUCUCAGCAUGCUCUCAGCAUGCUCAGUAUUUGGAGCCUCUGGAGUUAAACAAGCCUGUUACUCGCUAGGAGGGUACUGGAUUGCCAUUCGUUAUAGUCAGACACUCACUGAACAGGCACCUCCUGUUCCCUUUUACUAUGGAACUUUUAAGCGUGACCUGACAAGCUGGAAGAAGUUCAGCGCGCUGGCUCACUGUGGUCCUCUAAAAAUGCACUGCAAGAGUUGUGCGUUGGUCACCAGCUCUGGACACCUUCUGGGAAGCAAACAAGGUGACAGAAUUGAUGAGACGGAGUGCGUAAUACGGAUGAAUGAUGCACCUACGCGGGGUUAUGGGAGAGACGUGGGAAACAAAACGAGCCUUCGAGUCAUUGCACACUCCAGUAUCCAGAGGAUUUUGCGCAAUCGCAAUGAACUCUUAAAUAUGAGCCACGGUGCUGUGUUUAUCUUCUGGGGUCCCAGCAGCUACAUGAGAAGAGAUGGCAAAGGCUUGGUGUAUAAUAACCUGCAGCUGAUGAACCAGAUACUGCCUCAGUUAAAAGCAUAUAUGAUUUCUCGCCACAAGAUGCUUCAGUUUGAUGACCUGUUUAAACGGGAAACCGGGAAAGACAGGAAGAUAUCCAACACUUGGCUUAGCACGGGCUGGUUCACAAUGACUAUCGCAUUAGAGCUCUGUGACAGGAUAAAUGUUUAUGGCAUGGUGCCACCGGAUUUCUGCAGGGAUCCUAAUCAUCUUUCAGUACCUUAUCAUUACUACGAACCUUUGGGACCUGAUGAAUGCACAAUGUACAUGUCCCACGAGCGGGGACGAAAGGGCAGUCAUCAUCGCUUCAUCACAGAGAAAAGAGUGUUUGAGAACUGGGCACGGACAUUCAACAUUCACUUCUUCCAGCCAGACUGGAAACCAGAACCGCUCGCUGCAGGUCACCCUGAGGUUCAAGGGGUGGUCUGA
Eurypyga helias (sunbittern) is the source of this 1186-nucleotide messenger RNA. Its product is annotated as alpha-N-acetylgalactosaminide alpha-2,6-sialyltransferase 5-like. The transcript is spliced from 6 exons. The record is from RefSeq and is a predicted model, not a curated record. NCBI's taxonomy places the organism in Eukaryota, Metazoa, Chordata, Aves, Eurypygiformes, Eurypygidae. Gene Ontology annotation, biological process: oligosaccharide metabolic process; ganglioside biosynthetic process. Gene Ontology annotation, molecular function: alpha-N-acetylgalactosaminide alpha-2,6-sialyltransferase activity. The annotation marks the transcript as partial.